AUGUGCACAUGCUGCUGUGGACCAAAGGAGUCCAGAGGAAAACUACCAGAUGAUUUCCUAUCUUCUUUCCCAAUGUCGAAGAAGCGAAGUCAAAUGAACUCGGAAGACAUGGAAUUGGAAUUUCGUGACGGCUACGUGCAGCGAAAAGAUUCAGCGAAAACCAAAUUCUCAACAGUUGUUUCGUACAUCGAAGCACGGCGAGAAAGUCUUUGGUCCCUGCGAACAGACGGUGAACCAUCGAUACCGGCUGAAGUAAAGGAGCAGAAGGAGCCAAAGGAGCAGACUGCAGCAGAGCAGACAACAACAACCACAAAGAAAUCCGACCAGCUGCAGAAGACCCCAUCCGUAGAGUCGAUAAAA
This is a messenger RNA of Strongylus vulgaris, 360 nucleotides long. NCBI's taxonomy places the organism in Eukaryota, Metazoa, Nematoda, Chromadorea, Rhabditida, Strongylidae. The record is from the annotation of a GenBank genome assembly.